Molecule: messenger RNA, 5066 nt
Organism: Sardina pilchardus (European sardine)
Lineage: Eukaryota; Metazoa; Chordata; Actinopteri; Clupeiformes; Clupeidae
Gene: urb2
Product: URB2 ribosome biogenesis homolog
Exons: 10
Coding region: 138-4937 (1599 amino acids)
Biological process (GO): ribosome biogenesis
Cellular component (GO): nucleolus
Source: RefSeq, a predicted model, not a curated record
UGGAAAGAUGGUAGGCGACCUCGUCAUCGAUGAAGUAGAUGAUCGACUGUAUUUGUCUAGAGGGAGUAAAGGUUAGAGGUUGAAGUUGAAGUGUCCGGCAACAGAUGCACCACAUGUGUGAGAAGGUUGCAUAAAUUAUGGCUGCCAUAUAUUCUGGCAUUCAUCUGAAACUAAAGAGUCCUCACACCCCUUGGACUGACAAACUGAAGCUUGCUAGAUUUGCAUGGAUCUCACCGCAGUGUGUUCUUCCUAAUAAAGAACAAGUGUUAUUCGACUGGACCAGCCAUGCUCUCACUCUCUUUUAUAGCAAGAAAAUUGACUUGGCACAGGAUGUAGUAGAAGGCUUGUGGGUUUACUUUGAUGAUAUCAUACACAGCAAGAAACUACAGAAUGUCCUGAGUCAGGGAAAAACCAUCAGCCUGCGGAUAACAGUGGCACAGGUGAUUAAUGACCGAGUUCUCGAGCACAGCUCUGGCCAGCCCUCCGCCUCUCUGGCCACCGUGCUGAGCUGCCUGCGUGGCAUCCUGUCCUCGCCCGUCCUCUCGGUCACCUACACUGCCAAGUACGAGCUGCUGGGAGAGCUGCUGGCGCGCCUCUGCCACCUGGCGCGUGCCCGCCUGGGGCCUCAGCCCAGCGGGGCGCCGCCCCUGCCAGCCCACGAGCUGGAGGCGCUGCAGCUGACGCUGGCCACCUACCUGACGGUCCAGCGACAGCAGGCCAACGCCAACCGCGUCUUCACCCAGGUGACCACGUACCUCCUCCAGCCGCUCCUCGUGCUGCGCUACCUGCUGUCCACCAGGACGCGGGCGGAGGAGGAGGAGGACGGAGGAGGAGGAGGAGGAGGAGGAGGAGGAGGAGGAGGAGGAGGAGGAGGAGGAGGAGGAGGAGAGGCGCGGCUCAGGCAGCACGUCGGCAAGGAGAUCCGGAGCAAGGCGGACGCCGUCCUGCAGAUGGCGCUGUUCUCCGCCGACAACCUGCAGUCGUACAAGGACGAGCUGCUGCCCUCCAAAGAGGAGCCGGCGGCGGGCGGCAGGAAGGGCCGAGCGGGCAAAGGCCUGUCCACUCCUCUGGCCACCGUCCUGGCCAAGCUGUGCGCCCCGGGCUCCUGUGACCCCGAGGUGUUGUACCCGGUAGUGUCCACCUCACUUCCUCUGCUGUUUAAAUUUGCGCUGGACGCCUUCGGCAAGGGCGAGAACAAGCUGCUCUGCUUCCACCUGAUGACCAGGCUGGUGCGCGCGCUGGACUUCAACGACGACGGGACCCUCAAGGAGACGUUCGACGCGGCCAACUGGCCCCUCGCGCUGCUCGCCCUGGACAGCCUCCUGGCCGGCUGCCUCGCCGGGGACAUCUACAACGUGGCGGCCGACCGGAUCCAGCACGGCGAGGUGCAGCUGAAGUUCUACCGCGGCGUCACCCGGCUGCUGUUCGACAACGCGCAGACGUCCACGCCCGCCUGGCACCGGUGCCUGAAGACCCUCCUGGCGCUCAACCACAUGAUCGUGGAGCCCGACCUGGACGAGCUGGUGUCGGCCGCGUGGGUGGACGCCGACUGCGCCGAGCCCCGCGUGCGCAAGGCGCGCGACGCCCUCGUCGCCGCCGCGCUGACCACCUACGCCAAGCUGCGCCAGCUGCCGCGGCUUUUCGAGGAGCUGCUGGGCGUGGUGUGCCGGCCGGCGGUGGACGAGCUGCGGCCGCCGCUGCUGUCGGAGGCGGCGGGCCACGCGCUGGCCCGCUGCCUGCUGGACACGCCGGCCGGCCAGAGCCUGGAGCUGUGCGAGCUGGUCCUGGAGCGUCUCCACGGCGACGUGCUGACCGACGCCCGGGAGGGGGAGGAGGACGGCGGUGGCGACGCCGCGCUGAAGAUGUUCGCGCUGAGCACGCUCCUGCACGCCCUGCUCUUCAGCCUGAAGACGCUGGACAACGCCACGCCGCUGCCCGUGCUCCGGCAGACGCAGAGGCUCAUGGGAGAGAUGCUGGCGGCGCUCAAGCCGCUGCUGGAGUGGCUCAGGGGCGUGCCGCCCUCGGGCUCCCUCUGGGGUCAAAAGGUCACCGAGGCCAGCCUCUUGCUCACCUACACCUGGGUGGAGGUGGACUCCCUCUUCCAGAUGCACUGCAGUAAAUACUCGCUCUCCGGAGACUCGGCCAGCGGGGAGGUCAGCGAGGUCAGCGAGCCAGCAGAUGAAGGCCUCUGGCUGCUCUCCGAAGCACUGGUCAAGGACUGGGACCGGACGGCGCUGGACGGCUACAGCCCCGUUGGUCAACUCUUCCAGAAGUCUCUGGCCCUGCAGAUGAUGAAGAAAAUCCUCCUGAGGAGCGAUUUCGCCACCGACGUCGGCAACCUGGACGUCCUCCACAACGCUGCGCAGUUCAUCGUGGGCCACGAUGACCAGCCGUCGCCUGACCAGUUCGACCGGCUCUGGGACGGUCAGAUCAGCAGCGUGGACGCGGAGAGCUACCCAGCCGCCCACUGGUACCUGGUGACCACCAACCUGCCUCUCCUCGCUCCGUUCCUCACCGAUGAAGAUGUGGCUCAUUUGGCCGGCAUGCUCCUGAGAUCAGUGCUGUGUAGUGAUGCUGAAGAGAAGGGAGACAGACAGGGGCUGUGCGUGGCCGCCAUUUCAAAGCAGCUUCUAGCCAGCGCGCUUCUGGUCGAGUUGCCUGCCCUCUACUCGGCCGUGGUGCGCGGCGUCACGCGGAGUCUGACGCGGAUCUUUGACGCCCGGCGCGUCGGGAGCGUCUGCCCGUCUCUCCUGAAGACGGACGAGGAGUUCCGCGGCGACGUGGAGGCGAUGGCGGAUGAGUCCGCGGGCGACGGAGGCGUGGAUCCGGCCGUCGUCAAGAGGCUGGAGUCUGUCGCUCAGCAGGUCUUGACGGCGCUCGGGUCGGGGUCGCCGAUGGACCUCUCUGCGGCUCAAGUUGACGACCUUGCGCGCGCGCUGAAGGUCAGCGGCGCGUUAAAUGUGGACGGAAUGUCCCUGCAGGACUAUUCGGAGCUCUUUCUGGUCGCGUUCAUGAUGGUGACGUGCACGCAACCCUGCGGUGAUGUUGCCGUUCCGGUUAAAAUGGCCUUCCUGAGGGACUCCUUCUGCUUCCUGACCUCCCUGCUGACGAGGACAAAUGCCCAGGUCAUCCUGAAACUGGCCCGCGGGAGCAAACUGCUGGAGGGGGUCGUGACCUCGCUUUUGUCCCGCGCCAACGAGGGCCUGUUCGACGAGGUGGGCGACGCGGACUGGUCGUCGUUCCUGCAGUCGGUGCGCUCCCUCCUCCAGAGCCUGCUGCAGCUGAUCGUCGAGCGCAAGAGCAGCGUGCGCCUCAAUCUGGAGCAGUUCGCCGGCUUCCUGCUGCUCCAGAGCGAGGCGGUGACCGCCGCCGCAACCGUCGCCGCGGCGACGACAGCUGCGGCCGGCGGCGACAGGCCGAGGCUUCUCGCCCUGCAGCUGUCGCUGGCGGCGCUCGGCACGGCCGCUGACGUCAUGACCGCCGGCCUGGGUAAGAGCAAACAGCUGGACCAGACGCUCGUCCAGCUGCUGGGGAAGGUUCUCACGGUCACAGGGCCCGCUGUCCAGGCCAGCCUGACGGUGGCGGUGGGAGGGGCGGCCGGACGGGCCUUCUCGGUGGACAUGGUGGCGGGGAUGGUGCGCAGCGAGCUGGCCUGUCUCGAGCACCAGGCAGUGGAGGAGGAGGAGGAGGAGGAGGAGGAGGAGGAGAAGGAAAAGAAAGAAAAGAAGGGGAAGGGGACGGUGACGGUGACGGUGGAGACGAUUGAGACGAUGGAGACAGAGCAGCCCCCAACACUCAGCCACAUGGCACUGUACCGGAGCUGCGGCCUGCAGAUCCUCAAAGAGCUGUGCCCCGCCCCACGCCCCAUGGACUUCCUGUUGUCAUCUCUGCACUUCCUGUCAGCAUACUACAGCGCCUUGCAGAAGGCCAAGGAGCCCGGGAUCGGAGACGUCUUUGUGGACAUUUUGCACAACGUUCACAAAUUAUUGUCAGCUUCCUGGUUGUCUCGGGCCGAGCUGGAGCAGCUGCAGAGUCCAGUGAGGGAGCUCAUCGGUCAGCUGGUGGCCACCAGUUCCCUGGAGCAGUUCCACUCCCUCCUGCUGCUGCUGAGGGAGGGCCUGGACCUGUCAAAGGUCACGGAGGUCAACCACAGGGAGGUUUUCUCGGCGGUGACCGUCACCAGACUCCUUGCCAGCUGCCAGCUCCCAGAGUCCUGCUCCAAGGCAUUCUGGCUCAUCGCCCCUCAGAUCAUAUCGGCCCUGGUUUUCGUGGUGAAGGAAUCUGGGAAGGAGACAUCGCUGAUCUCUACCGUCACCGUCCCGGCACUGGAGGCUUUGUCAGUUUUACUCCGUCAGGGCGAAGGAAUGCUGUCCAACCCACACCAUGUCACCCUCGCUCUGGGGGCCGCACAGUUUGUCCCUCUGGAUCACCUGUCCGCCCCAGACUACCACGCAGCCUUCGAGGCCAUCCACGAGGUGCUGUUUGCCAUCCUUCAGUGCCAUUCACAGGUGAUGCUGACCGCAGCUCCAGCCUUCUUGAACUGUUUCUACCGACUCGUGGCCUCCAUAAUGGCCGAGGGGAAGCAGAGAGGAGAGGUGGACAGAGAGACGGACGGCGGGGAGCUGCUGAAGUGCGCUCGGCUGGUGGAGAGGAUGUACUCGCACGUGGCCGCCACCGCCGAAGGCUUCACCGUCCUCUCCUCCUUCAUGGUGGCACAGUACGUCAGCGAUCUGCAGAAGGUGACCCUCCGGCCAGAGAUCAAGGCCCACCUAACCGAGGGCAUCUACAGCAUCAUGGACCUGUGCGCCGAGCGCGACGUCAAGUUCCUCAACACCACCCUGCCGCCGGGGCUGCGCGAGGUCUUCAACGAGCUCUACGGCAGCUACCAGCAUUACCACAAGGCCCAGAGACAGGGAGAGGACAAGUACACCGCCUGAGAAGAAGGCAUCACAUUGGGGCAACAUAGAACUAUGUUAUGGAAAUCAUGUACAAUUUUACAAAAGUGUAAAUAGCUUUGCUUUUUUUAUUACAAUAUUGUAUUGGUUCAGAGAGACAUAAAAUAUGUC